Molecule: messenger RNA, 621 nt
Organism: Vicia villosa (hairy vetch)
Lineage: Eukaryota; Viridiplantae; Streptophyta; Magnoliopsida; Fabales; Fabaceae
Exons: 1
Coding region: 1-621 (206 amino acids)
Source: RefSeq, a predicted model, not a curated record
AUGGCAUCGAAUAAAUGGCCUUGUUCAAAAAUUUGUUGGGUGUUACAAACAAGCUGUUCAUGGAAAAAAGGUGGGGCAUCAGAGAAAGACAUCUUAGUCAAUGCACAUGCUUUUUUUGAACAAGAUGAAGGUGCACCAUUCAAUCUUGAGUAUGCAUGGAGGCUUUUAAAAGAAGAACCUAAAUGGAUGGGAGCAUGCACCGAAAUUUUUUCAAAGAGAACAAAGAAUUCUAGUGGUGCAUACACGGCAUCACCAAAAUCAGAGACACCUUCAAGUUAUGAGUUUAACUCAUCAUCUCCAAUAGAGCGUCCAAUGGGACAAAAGGCGGAAAAACGAAAAGGUAAGGCAAAGGAAAAUACAAAUGCAAUUGAACCUCCUUCUAGUGUUAUUUCUGAUACAAUGAAUAAAAGAAUGGAUUUAAUGGAAAAUCUAGCACGGCUUAAGGAGGAAGAAAACAAAUUAGUCAAGGAAAAGAUGGAGUCUGAAGCACGACUUAAGGAGGAAGAAAACAAAUUAAUCAAGGAAAAGAUGGAGUUUGAAGCAAUGCAGUUCAUAAUGUCAGACACUUCUAAGAUGAAUGAUACUCAGCGUGAAUUUUAUGAAAACAUUGUAAUAACCUAA